Messenger RNA from Ornithorhynchus anatinus (platypus), 6208 nucleotides. RefSeq names its product ADAM metallopeptidase with thrombospondin type 1 motif 20 (gene ADAMTS20). The record is from RefSeq and is a predicted model, not a curated record. Gene Ontology annotation, molecular function: metalloendopeptidase activity; zinc ion binding. Gene Ontology annotation, cellular component: extracellular matrix. The coding region runs from base 1 to 5883 and encodes 1960 amino acids. Gene Ontology annotation, biological process: extracellular matrix organization; proteolysis. Lineage: Eukaryota; Metazoa; Chordata; Mammalia; Monotremata; Ornithorhynchidae. The transcript is spliced from 41 exons.
AUGAUUAUCGGUAAAGGAACGGAAAAUUGUUUUCCGAUGGAGAUACUUUAUUUUAAAUUUUACGUGACUUCUAACUUUGAUUUUGUAACCAUCACUCGCAAGGAUACAUUUAAGAAUCCCAGAGAAGCGCUGGUGAGGCGGCUGUCGUCGUACGAGGUGGUGCGGCCGGCCCGGGUGGACGAGUUCGGGGCGCUGGUCCCGCAGAGCCGGAGGCGGCGCGGCGCCCGGGCCGGGGGCCACCCUGGAGGAGGAGGAGGAGGAGGCGGAGAGCCCGGAGGCCGGCCCGCAGGAGGCGGCCAGCCCUUAGCAGCAGGAGAGCCCGGAGGCCUGCCCGGAGGAGGCGAGGCCGGGGCGGGGCAGAGGACGCACUACCGCAUCAGCGCCUACGGGCAGCUCUUCGCCCUCAACCUCAGCGCCGACGCCGCCUUCAUCGCGCCGCGCUUCGCCGUGCUCCGCCUGGGCGGGGCCAACGCGGGGGGCGGGGCCGCGGACCCGGCGCCGCCCGACCUCCGCCACUGCUUCUACCGCGGCCGCGUCAACGCGCAGGAGGCGCUCACCGCCGUCUUCAGCCUCUGCGGGGGCCUGAUGGGCACGUUCAAAGCACCUGAUGGUGAAUAUUUUCUCGAGCCUCUGUUGAAUGCAGAUGGUAGUGAACCCGAAGACGGUCAUAACAAACCGCAUCUCAUCUACAGGUAUGAAGAGCUCAGAAAUGAUCAUUCUCAGGCUCUGCCCAGACCUUGCGACGUGUCAGAAAAUGAAACAAAGGGAAGUAAUCUACCAUUUCAAAACUACGGCAGCCUGAAGGAAGAUAUUAAUGCGCAAAAGGAAAUGGUUCUACAAUAUCUCUUAAAAAAUGGAUCUUUAGCAGAUGAAAGGAGUAAAACGCUUAACCGGAAAAAGCGUUUUCUUUCGUAUCCAAGAUACGUGGAGGUUAUGGUUACGGCAGAUGCUAAAAUGGUUCGCUAUCAUGGACGAAACUUGCAACACUACAUAUUAACCCUAAUGUCAAUUGUUGCUGCAAUUUACAAAGAUCCAAGUAUUGGAAACCUCAUCAAUAUCGUGAUUGUAAAAUUAAUUGUAAUUUACAAUGAACAGGAGGGACCAGUCAUCAGUUUUAAUGCAGCUACCACUUUACGCAACUUUUGUUUAUGGCAACAAACUCAAAAUACAUUGGAUGAUUCCCAUCCUUCCCAUCAUGACACUGCUGUUCUUAUCACUCGGGAAGACAUCUGCAGAGCUAGAGAGAAGUGUGAUACACUAGGAUUGGCAGAGUUAGGCACUAUGUGUGACCCUCUGCGCAGCUGUUCUAUAAGUGAAGAAAAUGGACUAAGUGCAGCUUUCACUAUAGCACAUGAACUUGGCCACGUAUUUAACAUUCCUCACGAUGAUAGCUUUAAAUGUAAAGAAGCAGGAAUCAAGCAUCAGUAUCAUGUAAUGGCGCCGACUUUAAAUUAUCACACGAGCCCUUGGACCUGGUCAAAAUGCAGUCAAAAAUACAUCACUGAAUUUUUAGAUACUGGUUAUGGGGAAUGUCUCCUUAAUAAACCGAAUGGAAGAACGUAUGAUUUGUCAUCACAGCUACCUGGAUCAGUGUAUGAUGUCAACAAACAGUGUGAAUUAAUGUUUGGAGCUGGUUCACAAGUAUGUCCGUAUAUGAAGCAAUGCAAACGUCUUUGGUGCACAAGUUCUGAAGGAGUUCACAAGGGCUGUCGUACGCAACAUAUGCCAUUGGCUGAUGGGACAGAAUGUGGUUCUGGAAUGCACUGUCGUCAUGGACUCUGUGUAAGCAAAGAUAUGGAAACCCGUCUCGUCGAUGGUCAGUGGGGACCUUGGGGACCUUAUAGUUCAUGUUCAAGAACGUGUGGAGGUGGAAUCAAAAGCACAGCAAGACUCUGUAACCGGCCUGAGCCAAGAAACGGAGGAAAGUUCUGUGUGGGCCGCAGGAUGAAAUUUCGAUCAUGUAACACUGAUUCAUGUCCAAAAGGCACACAAGAUUUUCGUGAGGAGCAGUGCUCUAGUUUUGACGGUAAACAUUUCAACAUCAACGGUCUUUCACCUAAUGUGAGAUGGCUUCCAAAAUACAGUGGCAUCGCCAUGAAGGAUCGCUGUAAACUCUUUUGCCGGGUUGCUGGGACUACCUACUACUACCAGUUGAGGGACAGGGUUGCCGAUGGUACACCUUGUGGAACCGAAACCAAUGAUCUAUGCGUUCAAGGCUUGUGCAGGCAAGCUGGCUGUGAUCAUGUAUUGAAUUCCAAGGCAAAGAGAGAUAAGUGUGGAGUGUGUGGAGGUGAUAAUUCUUCGUGUAAGACAAUGGCAGGCACUUUCAACAGCGCUCAGUAUGGUUAUAAUAUUGUAAUAAAAAUUCCCAGAGGAGCAACAAAUGUUGACAUUCAGCAGCACAGCUAUUCAGGAAAACCAGAAGAUGACAAUUAUCUUGCACUGUCUGACACACAAGGACAUUUUAUUCUAAAUGGGAAUUACGUUGUAAGCAUGUCUAAGAAGGAAAUCAAUGUUCAAGGAGCCAUUUUUGAGUACAGUGGAUCAAACAACUCCAUAGAGAGAAUCAAUUGCACUGAUCGACUUGAAGAAGAAGUUGUUUUACAGGUGUUGUGUGUGGGAAAUUUAUACAAUCCCGACGUGCGCUACUCCUUUAGCAUCCCAGUGGAAGAAAGAAAUGACUUGUUUAUCUGGGACCCCUAUGGUCCAUGGCAAGAUUGCAGCAAAAUGUGCCAAGGUCUUCGAAGAAGAAAGAUUUCCUGCAUCCGUAAAAGUGAUCGGUUGGUAGUUUCUGACCAACGAUGUGAGCAUAUGCCUCCUUCGUCGGUAGUGACCGAAAGGUGCAAUACAGACUGUGAACUAAGGUGGCAUGUCAUUGGCAAAAGUGACUGUACAUCACAGUGUGGCCCAGGGCACCGGUCAAUAGAUGUCCAAUGCUUGAAGUAUUCUGUUAAUAAAGGACACAGCAUCCCAGUAGAGGAUAAAUACUGUGGCGAUCAACAUAAGCCUCCACUGAGAGAACUCUGCCAUGGUGACUGUCUCUUAAAAAGCUGGCAUUACACAGAAUGGUCACAGUGUUCGAGGAGCUGUGGCAGAGGCGGGAGAGGCCGGGAAGCCUACUGUAUGAACAACCUUGGCCGCCGUCUUGCUGACCAAGAAUGCCAAGAGCUGCCCAAAGUGGUGACGGAAAGCUGCAACGAAUUCUCCUGUCCCGACUGGGCCACUAGUGAGUGGAGUGAGUGCCUGGUGACAUGCGGAAAGGGAACAAAACAUCGGCAGGUGUGGUGUCGGCUCAACCAAGAGCAGCUGGAUGAAGAUUUCUGUAAUCUGGGCAGUAAACCGGAUUCCGUGAAACCCUGUCAACUUCAUGAAUGUGCAUUUUGGCAAGAAGGAUCAUGGGGAUCUUGUACUGCAACCUGCGGACGAGGUUAUCAGGUGCGUGCUGUUAAAUGUGUCCUCGCUGCAUAUGGGUCUGCGGUUGAUGAGAGAGAAUGCAGUGCAGCUUCUCGCCCAUCAGUACUUCGGGACUGUGAAGCAAGCCCAUGCUCACAUCUCCCAGAACCUCAGGUGACUUCACUGCCUCCAACUCACAUAGGAAAGAUGACACAGUGGAGAUAUGGCUCUUGGACACCUUGCUCGGUGUCCUGUGGCCGGGGAACCCGGGCUCGAUACGUAAGUUGUUGGGAUCCACACUCUGGAGCGGCCGAAGAGUUCUCGUGCGCACAUUCACCGAGGCCGGUCGAAAUUUCAAGCUGCUUUAGUCCUUGUGGAGAAUGGCAAGCCGGAAGCUGGUCGCCCUGUUCCGUGUCCUGCGGUGCCGGAGUGAGGACGAGACAAGUCGUCUGUAUCAACUACCAUCAACACAUCGAUGAGAAUUACUGUAAUCCCGAAAGCCGCCCCAGGGAGGAAGAAGAGUGUGACCUGGCAGCGUGUCCUGUCGUGUACAGCCACUUUCCUAAUUCUUACGAUGAGCCGAGCCGUUCUCCAGGCAGCAGUUUUCCACAGACUCAGAAGCCAGAAGAUGACCGCGAUCACCCCAGUCGUUCGUCGGAAGCGGGAAACCAAUGGAGAACAGGACCGUGGGGAUCUUGCUCCAGUACUUGUGGUAGUGGAUUUCAACGAAGGGUUGUGGUGUGCCAGGAUGAGAAUGGAAGAAGUGCCAGUUAUUGUGUGGAAACUGCCAAACCACCGGAAUCUAGGGACUGUGACAUUGGGCCAUGUCCAAGAUGGAACUAUGGAAGCUGGGGAGAAUGUUCACAAACCUGCGGAGGAGGAAUAAAAACAAGAUUAGUGAUAUGUCAGCUUCCUAAUGGUGAAAUGUCAAGCGAUCAAAACUGUGAAAUCCUAGAUAAGCCACCUACUAUGGAACAAUGUCAAGUGCAUGCUUGUCCCGAUGGGGCUUCGUGGUAUCGGGGACCAUGGAAAUCGUGCUCAGCUUCCUGCGGGAAAGGAAUAAAAUACCGGGAUGUGCACUGUAUGAGCAAGUCCCAAAACAUAUUGGAUGACGAGCGGUGCAGCCUAUCUUGGAAACCCCGAACCCACAAAGCCUGCAGAUCCGGGAGGUGUCCAUCAUGGAAAGCCAAUAGGUGGAAGGAGUGUUCGGUGUCCUGCGGCGCUGGGGUUCAACAAAGAGAUGUCUACUGCAGAUUGAAAGGUACUGGGCCAGUGACUGAAGAAAUGUGUGACGAUUCAACUCGGCCUCAUAGUAAGAGAUACUGUUGGGAGCGUGCCUGUAUUGAGUAUCGUUGGUUGGCUGAUGAGUGGCAAGAGUGUCCAGUGUCAUGUAAGAAAAAAGAAAUAUAUCGGGAAGUGAAGUGUGUCGACGAACGGCAAAUCCAAGUGAACGAAAGUAAUUGUGAUGUUUCGACGAAGCCUCUAUCUGCCAGGUGGUGCCAGGUCCUUCCCUGCAAAUACAUUGUGGUCACUGGAGACUCUUCGCAGUGUACAGACAAGUGUGGAUUUGAUUACCGACAAAGAAUAACAUACUGUAUUGGAGUCCAGUCUGUUCAGAGUAACGAGGUGUCUGAGCUUCGGUCUGUAACCUAUAAAGAAUGCCCCGUCCUGCCUUCUCCGCAUAUUCAUAAGUGCAGUUUCAGGGGCUGCCUUCAAGCAGCUACUUGGAAGGUUGGAAAAUGGAGCAAGUGCUCAGAAACCUGUGGACUUGGCACACAGGAGAGAAGAGUUGAGUGCCUGACCGAAAAUGGUUGGUCCAGCGACUUGUGCCUUUCCCGUUUAAAACCAGAAGCUAGGAAGUUGUGCCAUAUCAGAGACUGUGAAAUAGUGACAAAUUGCAAAGAAAUCCAGGUGAAAAAAAUGAUUAAGGAUGAUGGCGAGUAUCUAAUUAACAUCGAAGGAAAAAGGAUAAAGGUUUAUUGUUCAGACAUGCAUUUGGAGAACCCCAAGGAAUAUCUAUCACUGGUUAAAGGUGAAGAAGACAACUUUGCAGAAGUGUAUGGAUACAGGCUACAAAAUCCAUAUGAAUGUCCCUUCAAUGGAAGUAGAAGACAAGACUGUGCAUGUAGAAAUGACUACCCUGCUGCUGGAUAUACUGUUUUUAGCAAAAUUAGAAUUGAUCUCCUCUCCAUGCAAAUUAAAAUUACAGACCUUCUUUUUGCUCAUACCAUAUUUGGAAAAGCGGUUCCAUUCGGCACAGCUGGAGAUUGUUAUAGUGCUGCACGAUGCCCACAGGGACGGUUCAGUAUCAAUUUGGCAGGCACCGGGUUGAAGAUAUCCAGUUCAGCAAAGUGGCUUGCCCAAGGCAAUUAUGCAUCUGUCAAUGUGCAUAGAUCUCUGGAUGGCACAAAGAUAUACGGUAGAUGUGGUGGGUUCUGUGGGAAAUGUAUGCCUCAUUCAAACAUGGGCCUCCCCAUCCAAGUCCAGUGAAAAUUCCAAGGUGGAAUCACCCAAGGAGGGGAACUAUGCUCCUGUAGAGCCCGAUCACAAACGAUUUUCCUUCUGCGAUCCUCUGAUUCUGGAAUGUUGGCAUAGGAAUAUUCUGCUCCCUUUUCUGCAGGGAUGCCUACCAGUUUCAUUUGGGCGUAAACUUCGAAGAAGACUCCUUUGGUGUAUAAACUCAAUCAAAAGCCCCUGGGUUUGGUGAGUGAGGUAUUCAUUCCCGGUGCAGCCUACAAGCUGUUGGAUAGGAUUAGAGGGGGGUGGAGGAGAAGGAAAAUUAGGUGGAGAAAGAGGAGGAGGAGAGGAGAAGAAA